AUGCUUCUGGAAAUCUGGGAGCGGCACAAUCAAAGACGCCAUGCAUCACAGUAUCACCUGCACUUAAUGGAUGCACGCGGUGAGCCGAAAAUCACCACGGUGGUCGGUCUGCAACAAACGUAUCAACUUCACGCCAAAUCCGGUAACAAAUCAGUCGUAGUAAAGCAACUGCGUCUACAUUCAGACCAGGCAGCUAGUAGAUAA
Molecule: messenger RNA, 204 nt
Organism: Opisthorchis viverrini
Lineage: Eukaryota; Metazoa; Platyhelminthes; Trematoda; Opisthorchiida; Opisthorchiidae
Exons: 1
Coding region: 1-204 (67 amino acids)
Source: RefSeq, a predicted model, not a curated record